AAUAAAACAAUUUUUUAAAGAAUAAAUACAAAUAAAAAAAAUAAAAUAAGGCAAAAAAAAGGGGGAAAAAUCCACUGCAGAUUCCUGGAAGGAAGCUGACAGGAACACCCUUUUUCAUUCAGAUUAUUUUGCAAUCAAAUAUUUCAAUUUAGAAGAAAAUGAUAAGGUGGGUGUUCUCAAAUAGCAGUUUUCAUGAUUUCGUUUGAAAAUAUUGGUGGCAUGGAGAUGUCUACCCAGCGAGAGAUUAAUUCCGAUCCCAAUAAUGUUUCGGGUAAAAGUGAAGCCAGGUUCCACUCCAACUCCAAGGUGGCUACAAGGUCAGCAUCAAGCUUAUAUGAUCUCUUAUGUUUAGACACACCAAGUUGGAGUAGCGAAACAGAUCGAUGUUCAUCUUCCAGUCCGCAACUAAGACUGGAGAGUCUGUUACAUCAAUCUGGUAAUAGGUUCUGUGCAGAUUGUGGAACUCCAGAUCCAAAAUGGGUAUCCUCAAAUCUGGGAGUAUUUAUUUGUAUCAAGUGUUCUGGUGUACAUAGAAGCCUUGGCGUGCAGAUUUCAAAGGUUCUAUCAGUGAAGCUAGAUGAAUGGACAGAUGAACAAGUCGAUAAUUUGGAAACUCUGGGUGGAAAUAUUGCAGUUAACCAGAAGUAUGAAGCUUGCAUCCCAAAUAACCUUGAAAAACCAAAACCAGAUUCUUCUAUAGAGGAACGAUCGGAUUUUAUUAGGAGAAAAUAUGAGAUGCUAGAAUUUUCGGAUUCCAAUGACCAGCUGUUCUGCCCCUUCCCGUCGACUCAUAAAAGGAGUUCAUCAUCCCCAAGCAGUUCUUUAAGCAUUUUCUUUGCACAUGACAAGAAACAAUUCGAGAAACAAGCAACUAGAACUCGUAUUGGGCAGGCAUUUCGUAACAGCUGGGCAAGAAAAGACUCUGAGCACAAGGCCUCUAAGAAGUGCAAUCUAUUGGCAGGUAUGGUUGAAUUCAUUGGAUUGAUUAAGGUCAAUGUGGUUAAAGGCACCAAUCUAGCUAUUAGGGAUGUGAUGACUAGUGAUCCUUAUGUCAUCAUUGCGUUGGGUAAUCAAUCGGUAAAGACACGUGUCAUCAAGAGCAACCUGAAUCCAGUAUGGAAUGAAAGUCUAAUGCUGUCAAUUCCUGAAAACAUUCCUCCUCUAAAAUUGCUUGUUUACGACAAGGAUACGUUCUCAACCGACGAUUUUAUGGGUGAGGCUGAGAUUGACAUUCAACCCCUGGUUGUCGCCGCCAAAGCCCAUGAGAGCUCCACGAACAAGAAGUCAAUGCAGCUUGGGAAGUGGUUAGCAAGCAAGGAUAACACCCUAUUAAAAGAUAGUAUCAUCAGCCUAGUAGAUGGCAUGGUCAGACAGGAAAUCAGUCUCAGACUGCAGAAUGUUGAGAGAGGUGUGCUGGAGAUUCAUCUCGAGUGUGUUCCUCUAACUCAAUAGCAGCCACAAUUAUAAGUUAAUGGCUACAAUUCUAAUGCUCUUUUCUUCCCCAAUAGCCUGGUCAAGUGUAUUCCCGAUUCAGAAAAAAAUGGAAGCUUUAAAUUGAUUAGUUUUUUUGAAGUAAUAGCGCAAAUAUGCCUACUACUUUUCUUGAGUUGUUACAUGUUAUGCUUGUAUAUUGUUAUCCUUGUUUCAUUUGGCGACAACGAGGAAUUAUAUGAAUUUUGUGGAUCGAUUUGUAUUUAUUUCAACAAGCAUGGUUCUAUAAAACACACUAGCCAAUUAUAUGUUUGUCCUCCUA
Corylus avellana is the source of this 1753-nucleotide messenger RNA. RefSeq names its product Calcium-dependent ARF-type GTPase activating protein family. The record is from RefSeq and is a predicted model, not a curated record. Gene Ontology annotation, molecular function: GTPase activator activity; phospholipid binding. NCBI's taxonomy places the organism in Eukaryota, Viridiplantae, Streptophyta, Magnoliopsida, Fagales, Betulaceae.